Aspergillus luchuensis is the source of this 5775-nucleotide messenger RNA. It is a transcript of the gene pksP, whose product is annotated as polyketide synthase alb1. The record is from RefSeq and is a predicted model, not a curated record. The transcript is spliced from 5 exons. Gene Ontology annotation, biological process: fatty acid biosynthetic process. Bases 1 to 5775 code for a protein of 1924 amino acids. Lineage: Eukaryota; Fungi; Ascomycota; Eurotiomycetes; Eurotiales; Aspergillaceae. Gene Ontology annotation, molecular function: fatty acid synthase activity; phosphopantetheine binding; 3-oxoacyl-[acyl-carrier-protein] synthase activity.
AUGGAGGGUCCAUCUCGUGUGUACCUUUUUGGAGACCAGACCAGCGACAUUGAAGCUGGCUUGCGCCGUCUGCUCCAAGCGAAGAACAGCACCAUUGUCCAGUCUUUUUUCCAGCAGUGCUUCCAUGCGAUCCGUCAAGAGAUCGCGAAGCUCCCGCCGUCUCAACGGAAGCUCUUUCCACGCUUCACAAGCAUUGUGGAUCUCCUCUCCAGGAGCCGUGAAUCAGGUCCUAGCCCUGUCCUGGAGAGUGCGCUGACAUGCAUCUACCAGUUGGGUUGUUUCAUUCACUUUUAUGGGGAUCUUGGACAUGACUACCCUACGCCCUCCAACAGCCAUCUUGUUGGGCUGUGCACCGGUGUUUUGAGUUGCACGGCUGUAAGUUGCGCCAGAAAUGUUGGUGAGCUUAUUCCAGUUGCAGUGGAAGCAAUUGUAAUUGCACUGCGGCUGGGAAUCUGCGUUUUCCGAGUUCGAGAACUGGUGGCCUCCGCCGAUUCCGAGUCAACAUGCUGGUCAGCGUUGGUUUCUGGAAUCAGCGAAGCAGAGGCUGGCCGCCUGAUUGACGAGUAUAGCAGUAAGAAGGCUACCCCACCUUCUUCGAAGCCGUAUAUCAGCGCGGUAAGCGCUAAUGGUGUUACUGUCAGUGCACCACCUACGGUCCUUGAUGAGUUCGUCGAGACCUGCAUUUCCAAGAACUACAAACCAGUGAAGGCUCCGAUUCAUGGCCCGUACCAUGCGCCACAUCUGUAUGAUGAUAAGGAUAUUGAACGCAUCCUGCAGCAAUCCUCUGCUCUGGAGGAACUGACCAGCUGGUCACCCGCUAUUCCCGUCAUUUCCAGUAACACUGGAAAGCCGAUUAAGGCAAAGUCCCUCAAAGAUCUCUUUAAGGUCGCACUGGAGGAAAUACUACUGCGACGACUAUGCUGGGACAAGGUCACGGAAUCCUGCACAUCAGUCUGCAAGACCGGCACAAACCACUCUUGCAAAUUGUUUCCGAUUUCAAGUAGCGCCACCCAGAGUUUGUUCACCGUCCUCAAGAAGGCCGGUGUGAGCGUCAGCUUGGAGACUGGGGUAGGAGAGAUCGCGAUGAACCCAGAAACGCGGAACCUCACUGGAAAGGCAGAAAACUCGAAGAUUGCUAUCAUCGGUAUGUCUGGAAGAUUUCCUGAGUCAGAUGGUACGGAGGCCUUCUGGGACCUCUUGUACAAGGGACUCGAUGUACAUCGCAAAGUCCCCGCAGACCGCUGGGACGUUGAUGCCCACGUCGACAUGACCGGCUCAAAGAGAAACACAAGCAAAGUGUCUUACGGUUGUUGGAUCAACGAACCCGGCCUGUUUGACCCCAGAUUCUUCAACAUGUCGCCCCGGGAAGCCCUCCAAGCAGAUCCUGCACAACGUCUUGCUUUGCUUACAGCGUACGAGGCUCUCGAGAUGGCUGGCUUCAUCCCGGAUAGCUCUCCUUCGACACAGAGGGACCGCGUGGGUAUUUUCUACGGAAUGACCAGUGACGACUAUCGUGAGAUCAACAGCGGCCAGGACAUUGAUACCUAUUUCAUUCCUGGCGGUAACCGAGCAUUCACGCCGGGUCGGAUAAACUACUACUUCAAAUUCAGCGGGCCUAGUGUGAGUGUUGACACAGCGUGCUCGUCGAGUCUAGCUGCUAUCCAUAUGGCCUGCAAUUCGAUCUGGAGAAAUGACUGCGAUGCCGCCAUCACUGGAGGUGUAAACAUUCUGACCAACCCUGACAACCACGCGGGUCUGGAUCGGGGCCAUUUCCUAUCUACCACUGGCAACUGUAACACCUUUGAUGACGGCGCCGACGGCUACUGUAGAGCGGACGGAGUUGGCAGCAUCGUUUUGAAGCGGCUCGAAGAUGCCGAGGCCGACAACGACCCGAUCCUGGCAGUCAUUAACGGUGCUUACACCAACCACUCGGCGGAGGCCGUGUCAAUUACUCGCCCCCACGUUGGUGCGCAAGCAUUCAUCUUCAACAAGCUGCUCAAUGAUGCGAACAUCGACCCCAAGGAAGUGAGCUACGUGGAAAUGCAUGGCACCGGAACUCAAGCCGGUGAUGCAGUGGAAAUGCAAUCUGUUCUUGACGUCUUCGCACCAGACUACCGCCGGGGUCCCGGUCAAUCGCUUCAUAUCGGCUCUGCUAAGGCCAACAUCGGACACGGCGAAUCCGCAUCAGGAGUGACUGCUCUUGUCAAGGUCCUCCUAAUGAUGAGAGAAAACAUGAUUCCUCCUCAUUGCGGUAUCAAGACCAAAAUCAAUUCCAAUUUCCCGACCGACCUGGCCAAGCGCAAUGUUCAUAUCGCCUUCCAGCCCACUCCAUGGAAUCGUCCAGCUUCCGGAAAGCGGCGAACCUUUGUCAACAACUUCUCUGCUGCUGGUGGUAACACUGCCCUUCUAGUGGAAGAUGCUCCCAUACCGGAACGUCAGGGGCAGGACCCCCGGUCGUUCCAUUUGGUCUCCGUGUCAGCAAGAUCCCAGUCUGCACUGAAGAACAACAUCGAAGCCCUGGUGAAGUUUAUUGACGCUCAGGGCAAGUCCUUUGGGGUGAAAGAAGCCGAAUUUCUUCCGAACCUGGCGUACACGACCACCGCACGCCGCAUCCACCAUCCGUUCCGUGUCACUGCUGUCGGAGCGAACCUGCAAUCCCUGCGUGACUCGCUGCAUGGUACUUUGCAACGUGAGACCUAUACCCCAGUACCCUCAACGGCUCCUGGUAUUGGAUUCGUCUUCACCGGCCAAGGCGCCCAAUACACCGGAAUGGGCAAGGAGCUCUACCGCAGUUGUUUCCAAUUCCGCACCACCAUUGAGCACUUUGACUGCAUCGCAAGAAGCCAGGGCCUUCCUUCUAUCCUGCCUCUCGUCGAUGGAAGCGUACCCGUUGAAGACCUUAGCCCAGUCGUGGUACAAGUGGGCACUACUUGUGUGCAAAUGGCUCUGGUCAAUUACUGGACUGCGUUGGGUGUGAAGCCGGCCUUCAUUAUCGGACACAGUCUCGGUGACUAUGCAGCCCUUAACACGGCCGGUGUUCUAUCCACCAGCGAUACAAUCUAUCUGUGUGGCCGCCGUGCUCAGUUGCUGACGAAGGAGUGCAAGAUUGGGACACAUUCGAUGCUGGCCAUCAAGGCGUCUCUGGCAGAGGUUAAACAGUUCCUUAGAGAUGAGCUCCACGAAGUCUCUUGCAUUAACGCGCCAGCAGAGACUGUCGUCAGCGGUCUUGUCGCUGAUAUUGAUGAGCUGGCUCAGAAAUGCUCCACAGAGGGUUUGAAGUCAACCAAGCUCCGUGUCCCUUAUGCCUUCCAUUCCUCUCAAGUGGACCCUAUCUUGGAUUCAUUUGAGAAUAUUGCUCAAGGUGUCACCUUCCACAAGCCGACAACACCUUUUGUCUCAGCCCUGUUCGGAGAAGUGAUCACUGACGCCAACUGGGAGUGUCUCGGCCCCAGGUACCUGCGCGAUCAUUGCAGAAAGACAGUCAACUUCCUUGGCGGUGUGGAAGCUACAAGGCAUGUGAAGCUGACCAACGACAAGACUCUGUGGGUUGAGAUUGGCUCACAUACCAUUUGCUCUGGAAUGAUCAAGGCAACACUUGGACCGCAAGUCACAACGGCUGCAUCUCUACGCCGCGAAGAAGAUACCUGGAAGGUCCUUUCAAACAGUCUUGCGAGCCUUCAUCUGGCGGGUAUUGACAUCAAUUGGAAGCAAUAUCACCAGGACUUUACCUCCUCUCUCUCGGUCCUCCGCCUCCCAGGCUACAAGUGGGAUCUCAAGAACUACUGGAUUCCCUAUACCAACAACUUCUGCCUGAGUAAGGGCGCUCCAGUAGCGGCAGUGGCUGCAGGGCCACAGCAUGAGUUCCUGACAACCGCGGCUCAGAAGGUCAUUGAGACUCGAGGUGAUGGAACAACAGCCACAGUUGUAAUAGAAAACGACAUUGCUGAUCCUGACCUUAACCGCGUCAUUCAAGGCCACAAGGUCAACGGCGCUGCUUUGUGUCCCUCAUCACUGUAUGCCGACAUAUCUCAGACGCUUGCAGAGUACCUCAUCAAGAAGUAUAAGCCUGAGUACGAUGGACUUGGACUGGAUGUCUGUGAGGUUACAGUGCCACGGCCAUUGAUUGCGAAAGGUGGACAGCAGCUCUUUAGAGUAUCUGCGACAGCGGAUUGGGCGGAGAAGAAGACAACCCUUCAGAUCUAUUCAGUCACUGCAGAAGGGAAGAAGACCGCUGAUCACGCAACUUGCACUGUCCGACUAUUUGAUUGUGCUGCUGCUGAGGCGGAGUGGAAACGAGUUUCCUACCUUGUCAAGAGGAGCAUUGACCGACUGCAUGAUAUUGCUGAGGAUGGUGACGCUCACCGUCUCGGUAGAGGCAUGGUUUACAAACUCUUCGCCGCUCUGGUUGAUUAUGACGAAAACUUCAAGAACAUUCGUGAGGUUAUUCUUGACAGUGAACAGCACGAAGCUACCGCACGCGUCAAGUUCCAAGCGUCACAGGGCAAGUUCCACCGGAACCCGUUCUGGAUUGACAGCUUUGGACACCUAUCUGGGUUCAUCAUGAACGCAAGCGAUGCAACAGACUCCAAGAACCAGGUCUUUGUCAAUCACGGAUGGGACUCAAUGCGUUGUUUGAAGAAGUUCUCCCCUGAUGUCACCUACAGAACCUAUGUUAGAAUGCAGCCUUGGAAAGACUCCAUCUGGGCUGGUGAUGUCUACGUCUUCGAUGGGGAGGAUAUUGUUGCGGUGUAUGGCGCAGUCAAGUUCCAAGCCUUAUCGCGCAAGAUCCUCGAUACGGUCCUGCCACCCGUUGGGGCUUCGAAGGCCCCCGCCAGACCCGCCGCCAGCGCUCAGAAGGCGGCCCCUGCUGCUACUAGCAAGAGUCGUGCUAGUGCCCCGGCUCCGGCGAAGCCUGCUGCUAAGCCCAGUGCCCCAAGCCUGGCCAAGCGGGCACUUACCAUCCUCGCGGAGGAAGUGGGACUCUCCGAAUCCGAGAUUACAGAUGAUCUGGUGUUCGCCGACUACGGUGUGGACUCUCUUCUUUCCCUGACAGUCACGGGCAGGUAUCGUGAAGAGCUGGAUAUCGACCUCGAAUCCUCCGUCUUCAUCGACCAGCCGACCGUGAAAGACUUCAAGCAGUUCCUGGCACCGAUGAGCCAGGGAGAAGUCAGUGAUGGGUCCACCAGUGACCCAGAGUCCAGUAGCUCCUUCAAUGGUGGCUCUUCGACAGACGAGUCCAGUGCUGGGUCCCCUGUCAGCUCACCACCAAAUGAGAAGGUUACGCAGGUUGAGCAGCAUGCUACGAUAAAGGAGAUUCGCGCCAUCUUGGCCGACGAGAUAGGUGUUUCUGAGGAGGAGCUGAAGGACGAUGAGAACUUGGGAGAGAUGGGUAUGGACUCUCUCCUUUCGCUUACUGUGCUUGGUAGGAUCCGUGAGACAUUGGAUCUGGAUCUGCCGGGUGAGUUCUUCAUCGAGAACCAAACUCUGAAUGACGUGGAGGAUGCAUUGGGCCUCAAACCCAAGCCUGCGCCUGCACCUGCGCCUGCACCCGUUCCCGCACCCGUGUCCGCGCCCAUAUUGAAGGAGCCUGUACCCAACGCAAACUCUACCAUCAUGACCCGGGCGAGCCCCCACCCUCGAUCAACCUCUAUUUUGUUGCAAGGAAACCGAAAACCGCCACCAAGACCCUGUUCCUGUUCCCUGAUGGUUCUGGCUCCGCAACAUCGUACGCAACCAUUCCCGGAGUGUCUCCAGACGUGUGUGUCUACGGGUUGA